This is a messenger RNA of Erythranthe guttata (spotted monkey flower), 1074 nucleotides long. The record is from RefSeq and is a predicted model, not a curated record. NCBI's taxonomy places the organism in Eukaryota, Viridiplantae, Streptophyta, Magnoliopsida, Lamiales, Phrymaceae.
AUGUCGUCUGAUCUUUGUGGAUCAAGCUUGCUUUUAGCUUUGCCUGAUGAUAUGUUUUCUGUCGUUGUUGGAUGCAAGAUAAUCCCGCAAACGAUCGGUCCUUUAGACCUUGAAGACGGUCCUCUUUUGUGGGCGUCUGUCUUCGAAAUCCUCUGCAAAUCCGAUGGCUCGACAGCGUUCUUUUCACACGGGAGGGAGCAAGGAGCAGAUUAUGUUUACCCCGGAUUGUUUAAAUCAGUCCAUAGAAAUUGUAAUGUGCUUUUGCUUGAGGUGGAGGCUCUGCAUCAACGAGAUGAAAUAGAUAAGGGGACUGAAAUUCCUUUUAGCCGUUUGGAAUCUGAUGACAGAGAGAUGCUCCUCGAUUUUGUCACUAGACAAGUCCGCGGUAUUUUUCCAGAUACAGCGACCGCGAUAUUAUUUCCUCCCUUGAGAACCGACGAGGUUGAUUCUCAACAAGAUUUUACAGUCUUACACGAAAGGAGAUUGUUGCUUUUACAAAUAUACGAGCGUAUGUCGAAUCCCACAGAAUUCGGAUCAAGUGAGGCAGGUGACGGGGAUCAGGUGAUCGAACAGAUACUAAGGAAAUCGAGCUCAACAGAUGGCGGUCAAGAAAAUCAGAGUACACUCCAUCAAUUUCUUCGAUCGAGCGAUAGGGUUGGGUUGUGUUUACGAGGUGCAACUAUGGAAUUAAGUUUUCAUAUGGCGUGGCCCCAUAUGGACGAAGAUCAAUCUAUUCUCUAUAAGAUGCCUAUGGAGCCUCCCGACGAAUGUCACAAGUAUGCUGGUUUAUGGGGAGGGGCUUACGGUUGGCCUCCGACGAGGGUGUCUGAAGAAAAAGCCGGAGAGGCCCUUUUCUUGAUUUCGAUCUCUUACGAAGUGACCAAAUGGGGGAAGAAACUUAUGAUUGGUACAAAGAUACUAGAAGGUACGUCGUACGUUGAGCAUCCUAACGGCUCAGCUAUGUUUACAGCGAAUGUAGAUGAACCAGCCUUGGAAUCGUUCCCGAGUUAUGGCGCUGAAGACUCCGAUUUUAUCGAUUCAUUCGGGGAAGAAAGUAUUGCAAGUGGUUAUUGA